AUGUCCGACGUCUCACGCCGUCUAACGCCCACGACGCGCAUACACAUAAUGGCCUUAGACGGCAUCGUUAACGUCAAUUCACUCUUCUCCUUCGCGAUCUUCGUCGGCCUCAAUUGGUACCCCACCACCGACCCCGCCUCCAUGCUUAUCGGCUCCGACAAGGCUUGCGCCGCCGGGGCCGACUCAGCCGAGGGUCUCAUUGCUUUCCACGUGUACUCCUUCAGCUCCUUCCUCUUCUCCAGCCUCGUCGCCCUCGCUCUCAAGCAAGCCAUCAAGAUCAGCCGAGCCGCCGGCCACGACGGUGGCCACGGGUACCACGUCCGUGGCACCAACAUGGGUCAUUUGAACCGGGUCGCUUUGCGGGUCGGGACGUUGGUUUCGGCUUUCGGGUCGGUUUUGGGGUGUGGGUUUUUGAUGAUGGCUCUGGUGGACUUGGUUCAGAUCAAAUUGGGGAGGUUGGGUUGUGGGAAUUUCUACACUUUGGCUGCAAUUGGUCCUCUGGUGACUUUGGUUCCUAUGGCCCUCGUCAUCUAUGUGUUUCUUGUGCUACACGCUUUUACUCGAUAG
Molecule: messenger RNA, 567 nt
Organism: Prunus armeniaca (apricot)
Lineage: Eukaryota; Viridiplantae; Streptophyta; Magnoliopsida; Rosales; Rosaceae
Source: the annotation of a GenBank genome assembly